This is a messenger RNA of Aspergillus caelatus, 1087 nucleotides long. RefSeq names its product YdeI/OmpD-associated family protein. NCBI's taxonomy places the organism in Eukaryota, Fungi, Ascomycota, Eurotiomycetes, Eurotiales, Aspergillaceae. The coding region runs from base 105 to 791 and encodes 228 amino acids. The transcript has a single exon. The record is from RefSeq and is a predicted model, not a curated record.
CACAGCCAUCCAAUGCGCGUCCCUGGACGCGUACCGACGUUAUUGAACCGGUUCUCGCGUGUUAUUUACCUCGGCUUCCAAAAAAGCUCCAAAUCACAUCCGUAAUGCCACCCAAGGCACACCCAAUAGCCGAACCAUCCGAUCUCCCAAUUCACCCCUUUAGAUCAGCCGCUGAAUUUGAACAUUUUCUGGAGCGGGAGCAUUCCACAUCUCCAGGGAUCUACGUGAAACUGGCCAAGAAGUCUUCCGGUAUUCCAUCUGUGUCUCGCGAUGAAGCUGUGGAGACGGCGUUAUGUUUCGGAUGGAUCGAUGGUCGUGCGCAUGCGUAUGAUGAGGACUGGUGGCUGGUACGAUAUACCCCACGACGUGCAAAGAGCAUCUGGUCCAAGAAGAACGUGAUGACCGUAGAAUUAUUGUUAAACGCCGGUCGUAUGCGGCCAGCCGGGUUGGCCGUGGUGGAAGCUGCACAGGCGGACGGUCGCUGGGCUCGUGCAUACGAUGGCCCCGCCACUAUCACGGUGCCGCACGAUCUAGCAGCUGCACUGACACAGACGCCAGAAGCCGCAACUUUCUUUGAAGGGUUGAAUCGGUCAGACAGGUACUCGGUCUUGGUUCAACUUCAGUGGGCUGCUCCGCAGCGCCGAGCGAAGCGCAUCGGGACAUUGGUCCAAAUGCUAGCAGAGGGUAAAACGCCAGGAGUGUCAGUCAAGUCAGCCAAAGCGAGUAAACGGAAAUCUGUGGAUAGGAACCACGACCAGGAUGGACGUCGGAAAACAUCGAAAAAGACCUGACCCGACGCCUAGUCUACGAGAUCGAUAGAAAAGCCAACAUGAGGCUUCAUAUCAACCCAACGCAGGGUACUAAUAUAAAUGCUAUGCAGUGAUUUGGGAAGCAUAGAUCACUAGAAUGCGCUGGCAUCAUCCCCUUUGGCCAUGACCAGGUUGCUAGACUUGUGAGGGCGGGAAGGUCUCGAUUCACCUUUGUCAGCUUAAUGAGAUGAUGAUGUUAGUACCAAUUCUGGGGCUGCAUAUAAUAUGCGAAGAAUAUAAAGCAACGUCUGGGUUCCAAUAGAUGCAUUCAGUACAAG